AUGAAGAUCGCUGUGAUCGGUGCUGGGUCAGCUGGUCUUGCUGCCCUACGGCAUUGCACUUCCGGUACAUAUGAAGUAGUAUGUUACGAAAAAACAGACCAAAUAGGUGGUACAUGGGUUUAUAGGGAAGAGACUGGUUUUGAUCGAUAUGGUUUACCAAUACACACUAGUAUAACGAAUCUUCCGAAGGAAGUGAUGGGAUAUCCUGAUUAUCUUGUUCCAGAUUCCCCCGACAGUUAUUUGACUCGUACGCAAAUACUUGAAUUUCUAAAUUCGUAUUGCGAUCGUUUCAAACUUCGCCAGUAUAUUCGGUUUUUACAUAAUGUUGAAUUAGUGGAGCCAUUGAAAGCUGACCGGAAGUGGACGAUUAAAGUAAGAGAUCUAAAAGAAGAUACUGUCUCAACAGAAUCUUUCGACGCAGUUAUGGUAUGCAAUGGUCAUUACUUCGAGCCUAGUAUACCAAAUUUAAAAGGUCAGGAAACUUUUCAAGGGCAACAAUUGCAUAGCCAUGAUUACAGGGUGCCGGAUAUUUUUACCGAUAAGAGUGUAGUUGUACUUGGCGCCGGACCUUCCGGAAUGGAUUUGGCUUUGGAAAUAUCAAGGAAAGCAAAGCGUGUAAUUUUAAGUCAUCAUUUGAAGGACCCUAUAGGCACUAUAUUUCCUGAAAAUGUUGUUCAGGGUAUAAAUAUAGCUUCCCCUUUUUGAGCGAACAAUGUGGAAUACGGGUAGAUUCCAAUAUGGUGACACCAUUAUGGAAGCAUCUAGUAUCGAUUAAAAAUCCCACCCUGGCCUUGGUCGGUCUUCCCUUCUAUGUUUGCGCUUUUAGCAUGUUCGACCUGCAGGUUCGUUUUCUCCUGCAAUAUUGGUCUGGCAAGAAAGACUUUCCUUCCAAAGCGAAUAUGUUAAAAGAAGAAGCAGAAGAAUUAGAAAAUCGCAAAAAAGAAGGUCUAGGGAAAAAGCAUUUCCACAUGAUGGGAUUUAAGCAGGGUCAUUAUUAUGAUGAUUUGGCAAAUACUGCAGGAAUAACACCACUGCCUCCGGUUCUUACAAAAUUGCAUAACGAAAGCAGCACGCGGUUCUUGGAUGAUCUGGUGCAUUAUCGAGAAAGUAGAUAUAAGAUCAUCGAUGAUUAUAAUUUCAUUCAACUUUGA
Molecule: messenger RNA, 1151 nt
Organism: Heterotrigona itama
Lineage: Eukaryota; Metazoa; Arthropoda; Insecta; Hymenoptera; Apidae
Source: the annotation of a GenBank genome assembly